AUGAAUGUUGUUACAGUGGGCGGCAACCCAGUUUCCGCGUUUCUGUCAUGGAGGCUGCAAGCGACAAAUGCCUGCGACGUCACCCUCGUCUGGAAGACUGGCUUUGAGCAUGUGUCGCAAUACGGAAUAUCUUUCAAGUCUCCAAUUUUUGGCAAUGAGCGGUUCAAGCCUCGACAUGUCGUGCGUACCCCAGAAGAGGCGGCGUUUCGCCGAGACGGCGCGUUUGACUACGUUAUCCUUUGUAUAAAAGCUCUUCCGGAUGUCUACGACUUGGCCUCGGUUAUCGAUUCCGUCGUUACGCCCCAGCAUACAUGCAUCCUCGUCAACACGACGCACGCUCUUGGGCUCGAGUCUGCAAUUGAAGAGCGGUUCCCCACCAAUGUGGUGCUUUCUCUUGUGUGUGGUGCCGAGCUCGCCCAGCUCGGCGCGAGCGAAUUCGAACACAAGGGCUCUACGGAAGUGUGGGUUGGGGCCGCCAACAAGAACCCCAACAUCCCGCCUACGAUACAGGAGGACAUGGCGCAGGCUCUGGCUAUGACAUUGAGUACCGGCCAAGUCGACUGCAAGGUCUCGCCGAACAUUCGCCAGCAGCAGUUCGAGAGGGUAAUAGGCCCGAUUGCCUUCCACCCCCUGACGGUCAUUUAUGAAACACCGAACUAUGCUGCGCUUCUGGAGAAAGUCGGCGUACCUAAGCUUGUCUCAGGCAUCUUGGAUGAAUUGCUCGCUUUGGCGGAAGCCCAGGGCUGCAAGUUUCCACCCGACUUCAAGCAAAACACGCUCGAUGAGUUCGCAAGGUCGAGCGCCGAGAACAUUAUGUGGCAGGACUACAUGGCGAGGCGACCCAUGGAAGUAGAGACUUACCUGGGCGCACCGCUUAGGUUAUCCCAGGACACCGGGCUUAGCGUGCCGCGAGUAGAGACGCUGUAUUCUCUCCUCCAUGACCGUAACAUGGUCAACCGCACCCGGCCGAAGAUUGACGCUUCUGUGGCAGCGCCAGCUCAGCCAGGAUCGCCCUCUGCCACUCCAUUCUCGGUUCCUCGUAUGUCGGCUCAAGGCCCUACUCGGCCUGGCGCCAAUGGGAUUCCGAACGGAAACGGCAUGCCUCCGCGGCCAAGGCCAAGAGGGCCCUCUGGCAUGGGGCCACCAGGACCGGGAAUGCGACGUCCUCCACCAAGCAUGAAUGGAGGCCCACCGAACGGCUAUCCAAGACCGCCCCCAAAUGGGCGUCUGCCGUCAAGAAGGUCUUCCAUGGAAGGCGGGGAUUUGGAAGACUUCAGUCACCUGGUGCUUUACGAUGAUAUCCCCGAGGGAGGAGAGGCUGGCUACGGACAGCCGCCCCCCCACGAUAUGCUGCUGAGAGAGAAGGAGCUGCAGCUGCGGCAGCGAGAACUUGCAUUAAGGGAGCAAGAGUUGAAAUUAAGACGAGCCGCCGCUGGUGCCGGUUCUGGGCCAAGAAGACCACCUCCCCCACCCUCGCGGGCUGGUGGUGGCGGUUUUGUUGACGACGACGACGAAGAUGACGACUUCUUCGACGCCAUGCCAUCAUCGAGCGCGUCCAUGAUUGACCCCGAUAACUUCGACAUGAUGAGCGUUACCUCGAGGAAGAACCGUAAAGCGCCGAGCACCAGUGCGUCACAGUUCCGCAAAAACCCUGAACAGGACACCGGUCCGCCGCGCAGCAGGUUUCGGCCAAGCUUUGGGAGGAACCAAUCGCGAUCGAGUCAAAUCAUGAGUACCAUUCCCAGCCUACAUGAAGAUAUCAUGGACGAUCCUCUCCUGGGCUUCACUUCGAACCGGUACGGUACCGUGGACCGGGGGGCGAUGCAUGCUGGUUCGAGGGCGAAUUCUCUCACGGCCGCGCGCCUUGACGAACUCCAAUACAACCAAGGGCCGCCACCAAUGGGUAUGAAUGGCAGUGGCCCUCGACGGGCGAGUCAGUCGCCGGGGAACCCGUACAGCCCGUCGAUCCGCGGCGGGCCGAACGGACGCCCGUCCCCGCCAAACGGCUAUGCGGGUCCGCCGCAGAUGAACGGGCGACCAUCGCCUCCGGAGGGCAUGCGGCAGCCGAUGCCGCGCUACCCGCCGGGCCACGGCAACGUGGUCGCGCCGCAGCAGGUCGAGCAGCACGCUGGAGUGAGCUCCCUCCUCCCACCCAAGACGAAGAGUUCGCGAAGUCUGACCGGCAGUGCGAGCGCCAGCGCGGGGAGUGGUGACUCUACCAAUAUCGACUCAGAGCCGUCGGCGCACAGCAGUCAGAGCAGUCUAGGCCCCCGCCCACCAAUUGGCGUUCGCUGA
Parathielavia appendiculata is the source of this 2295-nucleotide messenger RNA. RefSeq lists its product as uncharacterized. Gene Ontology annotation, molecular function: oxidoreductase activity. Gene Ontology annotation, cellular component: cytoplasm. Lineage: Eukaryota; Fungi; Ascomycota; Sordariomycetes; Sordariales; Chaetomiaceae. Bases 1 to 2295 code for a protein of 764 amino acids. The record is from RefSeq and is a predicted model, not a curated record. The transcript has 4 exons.